Molecule: messenger RNA, 1781 nt
Organism: Didymodactylos carnosus
Lineage: Eukaryota; Metazoa; Rotifera; Eurotatoria; Philodinida; Philodinidae
Source: the annotation of a GenBank genome assembly
CGCUCUGUACGGUUCAGAGACAUGGACUAUGAAGAAGAAGGAGAGAGAUAAAUUGGAGGCAUUCGAAAUGUGGACAUGGAGAAACAUGGAGAGGAUCAGCUGGCAAGAGCACAAGACGAACGAAUAUAUGCUGGCGAGAGCGGGUGAAAGUCGGAGGAUUUUGGACGUCAUCUUGCAAAGGAAAAAAAUUGGAUCGGACACAUUCUAAGAGGUGAAAGCCUGGUGAGAGAGGUCCUGGAAGGUAGAUUCUACGGGAAGCGUGGAAGAGCCAGGCCGCAUGCUAUGUUAUUGGAUGAUAUUAUAAACGAGGACUCGUAUGCAGACAUCAAACGAAGAGCUAUGGAAAGACAGAAAUGGAGAACAUGGGUGCCUAGAACCUGCCCUCGGGCAGAACACCAAUGAUGAUGAUGAUAUUAGUUUCAAAACUUGAUUCAACUCUAACAAUUAUUGCUUCAAAAGAUUCAGCAGUUGCAAUUCUCUACAAAAAUAGCGCAUUUCAAUUUUCUCAAUAAUUUUAUGACACAACGUUACGGCUAACAAUAUUACUGCUUGUGAUUUUGGUAUUUAUAUUUUAUUUAAAAUAGCUUGUCAGCGUAGGCCUAAUGGCCUAAACAUGAAACUUCUUCAACUGCAUUCUAUGUCGUGUUUGUAGGGUUCCACUACGUCGCGUUUGUACAGAAUCUUUAAGACUGUGGUAUCACGACACUUUGUGUUGUGUAUAGUCUACACUCCUUUUUAUAUUUCAUAUACAACCGUAUAGUACUACAGGAGUUUUACAAAACGUUUUUCAGGAAUUGAACAAAAUCUUGAAACCUAGACCUAGCAUGAAUGCAUCUAUGUAGAAGAGUCUCUUGUAUAUAUAUAAUACGAGCCUAUUGUCUCAUCAUCAUCAAAAUUCCACGAAUAACUAUAAUCAUGUUUUGUAGAAUAAGAUUCAAUAGUUGUUCUAUUAAAACAUUGAAUUAUGGCAGAUUUUCUAUUACUGUAAAAUCUUCCUUCCAAGGACUUGGCUGUUUUCUCGACGGAGGAUUUCAAAUUCCAACCUACAACGCUCUCGUGGUUAAAAAAAAUGGCAGGAUCAAAUCUUCCGUUGCCGCUGAGGUCUGUAGUGGACGUUUAUCUCACCUGAAAAAGGCACCAAGAUGGUGUUUUCCCCUGACAUAUGGAAGUACAUAUUAUGGUUCAUCUUUUUUCUUAGUGUAGUGCAUAUCGCCAUCUUAAUGUUCAAUCAUCCAGAAGUUUUUACAGUUUGUGCUGGAGUGCGAUCUGAUGAAUAUAUGCAGUUAUAUCAUACUGAUCGUUUGAGUCAUGGUUACUAUGACUGUCUCUACUGGACAGAUCCCCUUGAUCAUCGCAGAAAUUUUUUAAUUCCAUAUUGUCGGAGACCAGGAAUAACCGUCAUAGAAGAUAAGAGAGAAGACUGUUAUGGACGUCUAUUUUCGUUCUUACAACUACGAAAAGCAAAUAUAACGACAUUGGAGUUAGACAGUUGGAAUGCACCAAUUGAUGUGAUGAAUCAAUAUGAAAGAUAUAUUCAUUCGAAAUUUGAUGAGAACUCGAUGUUUAACCGUCAAACAUUUUGCUUUUGUGAUGAUACGAGCUGGUUUGGAAGAAUGUUAUGCGUAAAUUUUGUUUGGAAGAGAAAACGUUUUCAAAUAAUGUUAUUAUUGAAAAAAUUACAAAUGGUACAUGCUAUAUUGAUGAUCAUUGUAUUCGGAUAUCAUCUACAUCGAUCUGUCUCGACUGGCGUGAAUACUGUGAUGGAAAAAUUGAUUGUUUAG